Solanum dulcamara is the source of this 738-nucleotide messenger RNA. Its product is annotated as zeatin O-xylosyltransferase-like. Bases 1 to 738 code for a protein of 245 amino acids. The transcript has 2 exons. NCBI's taxonomy places the organism in Eukaryota, Viridiplantae, Streptophyta, Magnoliopsida, Solanales, Solanaceae. The record is from RefSeq and is a predicted model, not a curated record.
AUGAUUUCUGAAUUGGAACAGCCAAAACCAAGUAGUGUGUUCUCUUGCUGCUCUACUUCUAAAGUACUUUCACACCUGAGUUCGCAGAAUUUAAGCGGUUACAAUACAGUUGUAACAAAUUCAGCUCCGGGAACUUAUAUCGAGACACUUGCAAGGUUCAAUAGGUUACUCGGAAUUCCCAAGCAAUAUCCAGUGACUAUAUCAUGGAUAACGGGCUUCAAAAGUAGUACUCGUCAUAUAUGCUUGGAGUGGCUAGACAAACAAGAUGCAAAUUCAGUGAUUCUUGUUUCUUUCGGAACAACCACCUCCUUAUCUGUGGAACAAAUCAAAGAGCUCGCGAUUGGGUUGGAGAAAAGCCAGCAGAAGUCCAUUUGUGUAUUGAGAGAUGCUAUGAAAGAAGAAGGGGAAGUCGAAAUCCCAAAAGGGUAUGAAGACAGAAGCAUUACUAUGGGAGUGCCAAUAGCAACAUGGCCUAUGCGAUUUGAUCAGCCAAGAAAUGCCAUUUUUGUGAAGGAUGUUCUUAAAAUUGGCGUUGUUGUGAAACAUUGGGAUCGCCGUGAUGACAUAAUUGAUUCAACUACAAUUAAUAACUGUGUUAAAAAAUUAAUGUCUUCUGCAGAAGGAGAUGAGAUGAGAAUACGUGCCAUUGAAUAUGGUAAAAAAGUGAGAGAAUCAGUGAAGGAUGGUGGAGAUCAUAAAAAGGAGAUGGAUUCCUUCAUUGCUCAUAUUACUAGAUAG